AUGGAUGAAGUUAUGAAGAAAAUACGAGGCAAGGAACGGUGGGCAUGGUGUAUGAUGUUUACAAGUGAUAUAAUUUUGAUAGGAGAAAAUCUUGAAGAAGUUAACAAUAGGCUUGGUGAAUGGAAAAUGGUACUCGAAGGAAAGAGACUUAGGAUAAGUAAAACAAAGUUUAUAGAGCACGAGUUUGGAAGAACAGGUCAAAAGGUUGACAAGAUAAAACAGCUAAUGACCAUAAAUGGUGACGAAAUAGGCGAAGUUGAGAGUUUUAAGUACUAAAGAUCUUUUAUACAAAUGAACGAUGGCUUUGAUAGAGAUGUGAAACAUGGGAUUAGUGUGGUUGGAAAAAGUGAAGAGAAACGUUGUUGUGACAAGAGGAUUCAAAUGAGACUUAAAGGGAAGGUCUACAGGAGUGUGAUUGAGACUGGUGCUCAGUGGACAGAAAAAUCAUAG
Cinara cedri is the source of this 450-nucleotide messenger RNA. NCBI's taxonomy places the organism in Eukaryota, Metazoa, Arthropoda, Insecta, Hemiptera, Aphididae. The record is from the annotation of a GenBank genome assembly.